Diceros bicornis minor is the source of this 972-nucleotide messenger RNA. RefSeq names its product nuclear transcription factor Y subunit beta-like. The record is from RefSeq and is a predicted model, not a curated record. Gene Ontology annotation, cellular component: CCAAT-binding factor complex; nucleus. Gene Ontology annotation, biological process: regulation of transcription by RNA polymerase II. The transcript has a single exon. Lineage: Eukaryota; Metazoa; Chordata; Mammalia; Perissodactyla; Rhinocerotidae. Gene Ontology annotation, molecular function: protein heterodimerization activity; RNA polymerase II cis-regulatory region sequence-specific DNA binding; DNA-binding transcription activator activity, RNA polymerase II-specific.
CGCGGGCGGGACUGACAGGUCGGCGGGCAGGGCCGUGGGGUCGGGGCCAGCCCGCGCACCUCCGUGCGAGGCCGUGGCGAGGAAGCGAGGUCGCCGGGGGGAAGGCAUGGAUUUGGUGUCCCCGCAGUCUGGCUUACACGUAAAGAAUGCAGCCAUCUGGCGGCUUGCGGUCCCUGGACUUGUCCCGAAGAUCGAAAUUGGGCAAAGCUUAGACACCUUUUUAGACAGGUGUUCUUAAACGCUACUGACAACACGAAUCUGACAGUAUUUCAUGACAAUGGAUGGUGACAGUUCUACAACAGAUGCUUCUCAGCUAGGAAUUUCGGCAGACUAUAUUGGAGGAAGUCAUUACGUUAUACAGCCUCAUGAUGAUACUGAGGACAGCAUGAAUGAUCAUGAAGACACAAAUGGUUCAAAAGAAAGUUUCAGAGAACAAGACAUAUAUCUUCCAAUUGCAAAUGUGGCGAGAAUAAUGAAAAAUGCCAUACCUCAGACGGGAAAGAUUGCAAAAGAUGCCAAAGAAUGUGUUCAAGAAUGUGUGAGUGAGUUCAUCAGCUUUAUAACAUCUGAAGCGAGUGAAAGAUGCCAUCAGGAGAAACGGAAGACAAUCAAUGGAGAAGAUAUUCUCUUUGCCAUGUCUACCUUAGGCUUUGACAGUUACAUAGAACCUCUAAAGUUAUAGCUUCAGAUAUUCAGAGAGGCUAUGAAGGGAGAGAAAGGAAUUGGUGGAACAGUCACAGCUACAGAUGGACUAAGUGAAGAGCUAACAGAAGAGGCAUUUACUAACCAGUUACCAGCUGGCUUAAUAACUGCAGAUGGGCAACAACAGAAUGUUAUGGUUUACACAACGUCAUAUCAACAGAUUUCUGGUGUGCAACAAAUUCAGUUUUCAUGAUCUGAAGAAAUGAUGGAAUGGGGAGUGUAGAGAAAUGCAAGAAUCUGUAUGAUUCCGGAACAGAGACGUUAGAAGGA